AUGUUCUUACUUGUUUAUCAAUUUUUUCUAGGUCCUUUGUUACGUGAAAAUCUUGAUGUGCGAAGAAUUCCUAUCUCCUUGGAAAGGGAGCUGACGAUCGCUUUAUCAUGUGGUAUGAUUGAAAAAGCUUUCAGGCAAUGUCUAGACGUAUCCGUUUUCAUUUAAAAACACAACUUUUCCUUUACAGAUACGACUUCCAUCCACUCGUAUCCGGUGAACUGAAAACGAUCAAUGAAAACGGAACUUUUCGAAAACACUCUCCGGAGUGGAACUUUUUGAAAACGCUGUUUUCCGGUGUACCUGUGGACAAACGCAAACGGAACUCUUCGAAAACUCUGAGGACAAAGUAUCAGUUCCAAUCCACUCCGCACAAUAUUAGAAACUUAUUGAAGGUGGCGGAAGGGCGCUUCCGUUUCUUGUCUGUUAUCAUUGGGCUUAUUUCUAACCUAAUUGCUUGUUUUCAAGCAAAUUUAGCUUUGUUAAUUCUUCAAGCUGAUUAUUCCAGGAGGCGGCAGAACUUUGUCAGGUUACUUUAGCUACAGGUGUCAAGAGGUGCAAGGUUGGAUCUCCCUUUAGUUUGUUUUUUUUAAAACUGUUUCUGCGACUUUGAAGAACGUCACAACAAUAUAUACCCACCGCAAAGAAAUUCAAAGAUGGCGUCAAUUUAUCAUUUCGCGGGCUCAUAAUAGCGAACAUGUACGCGUCAAGCAUGCGCAGUCGGGUAAGUUAUCGUUUUUAAAUCGAUUGAUCGUAUACGUGUAAUCUCGACCCCACAGCUCUUCUGCGCAUGAAGGCCAGGGAGGAAGAGCUCUGGGGAACCCUGGAACAAGAUUGUCUCUGAUUGUUUUCAACGAAAAACAAUAAAAGUGUUUCUGAUUAGUGCAUUCAAGUUUGAACGAGAGCGGGUGAACAUGCGGCGUGUCUGGCGUGUCAGCGGGUUUUUCCCUAGAAAUGUUGAAGUAAACACGUCCGGCCGAUUCUUGAUUUCAGCCAUUCCAAAACAACACUUGCACAACUUAUUAGGCAGAAUAACUGGAUUCCCCAAUUUUCAAAUCAAAUACCUUAGAUAUAAUCGAAAAUUGACCAAGAAAAAGAUUUGGAUGUGAAAAAUAAAAUAAAAAUACACCGACACCCUUUGCCAGGUAUAAUUUAAACAGCAUGACACAUAACUGUUCUUCCUUCGACUUCCACGUUAUGGUAUUCAUACGAAGUAGCCGAGUAUGAAUGAAAACUUUAGCUUUAUUUCGUAAAUUGCCCAAAAACAGACUUCCAAGGGAAAAGUAAAUUAAAAAAGUAAAUCGUUCCCUAAAGUGAUGCGUUUACAAUGCGACUAGAUAUUUAUAGUUGUCUUCUUUUCCCACGAUAUCGCAUUUCAAAGUAGCUUUACCUCUUUACUGAAGCGUAAAUUCGUAUUUUGGAAGGUUUUAUUGGAAUUUUUAUAUGUUUAUCUUAACAAGCCAUUCGGGUUUCACUUACGGCUUCGUGAAGUAGUCCACUCAAAUAUUUAAUCAACUGUCAAGCAUAUGCAAAUUUUAAGUCUCAAAUCUGUGAACUUUUAACGGUAGUUUCUCAGCAGCUACCACAAGAGCCUUGAAUACCUGAAAAUAGGCAACUUUCGAUAUAUUAAGAUUCAGCAUGAUAGCGAGUCUUAGAGGACACAAACAAAGAAAAUGAAUAACCCAUGAUUAUUCAUAUUUAUUCAUUUUCUUUGUUUGUGUCCUCUAAGACUCGCUAUCAUGCUAAAUUUUAAUAUAUCGAAAGUAUUCUUCAAGGGCUCUCUUAAUUUCUUCAGUUCUAAUUCCGAAGCAGCACGAAACUAACAGAAAAGAAGAAAAAAGUUUUUGUUGAAACGAAAGAGCAUGCGCUGUGAGACCCAAAUAAUCAGAUUUUGGCUACGCCAGCGCAGAGUUUCCCAGAGCUUGCGCGCGCAUUCCCCGUAACCACUGUGGUCGAGAAUGCGUAUACGUGUGGACGGGCGAAAACGCUACGAGUGGACGCAAAUUUUUUUGAAAACGGAGAGAAAAAGUUGCGUUUUCAAAUGAAUACGGAUACGUGUGGACAGGGCUUCAGUUAUUGGUUAUGUCCACCAUUCCUGUUGUUUCUGCACAAUGCUUGCUUUAUAUUAAUGAAUCCGAGCCACGCUCCAUGAACCUUAUAGUUAAAAACACAUUUUUCUUUAUGCACAAGGCUUACUUUAUAUUAACGAAUCGAAGCACUGAGCCAUUAGGUAAAUCAGAACCUAGGGUAAAAGGCAAUUAAGGCGAUUUCCACUUUUUCGGUACAAAAUGGAGACACCUUCUGAUUAAAAGUAUGUUCACGCGCAUUUAGGGUAGAUCGCGAGCGGUCGUCUUUUUUUUCUCAGAGUAGCCUGCGUAACAUGGCGGUUUGGGUUGGGCACGCAAAGUAAUAAAGGCGGGCGUAGGCAGAGAAAGCGCGCGCUUUGCGCGCGUUUUUGCGGGUUCGCCGCUCAGUAGUGCUCCUGACAAAACCGUCGUACUACGCAGACUAUCGUCAGAGUCACUCGCAAUGAGCGGAAGAGUCAAAUUAUGCCAAUUUAUCUUUAAAAAGGAGGAGAGAUUAAUUGGGGCGGGGAGAGAGAAAAUUAGGAUAACUUUCCUUUCUCCUUUUCUUAUGUUACAGGAGACCAGUGGAAGCUUGUUGCUGAGAAACUGGGUUUUACUCCACCAGAAAUUCGUUUUCUCGAUAAACGCACACUGAACCCAGCUGAAGCUUUGAUUGGUUACAUCGCAAAUCAGCGUUACCUGUCUGUAGGGGAACUUUAUGACGUUUUAUGCGACUGUGACCUACCUGUAGUGGCCGAUCUAUUGUAACGAAAAUAGGACAUGUCCAAAAUAUUACUCUUGAUUAAGAA
Messenger RNA from Porites lobata, 2872 nucleotides. The record is from the annotation of a GenBank genome assembly. NCBI's taxonomy places the organism in Eukaryota, Metazoa, Cnidaria, Anthozoa, Scleractinia, Poritidae.